Molecule: messenger RNA, 2435 nt
Organism: Megalobrama amblycephala (Wuchang bream)
Lineage: Eukaryota; Metazoa; Chordata; Actinopteri; Cypriniformes; Xenocyprididae
Exons: 1
Coding region: 1188-2321 (377 amino acids)
Source: RefSeq, a predicted model, not a curated record
ACACCCAUUUGUAUGUACGUAAGUUCUCCGUACGUGUUGAGCAAUCAGUAAAAAAGCAAGUGUACAUGCAAAGCGUGUGUCUGUCGUUCAUCUCUCCGAUCCAGCCUCAAACCAUAAUAUAUUACAGUGGCGACGAGAAUUAAGAGUAUAUUUAGAGACUGAUAGUCGCUGAGAAACACUGUUGCACUUGUCGUAAAAGAAACUUAAAAAGGAAGGAACAAGGCACGAGUGAAAAGCUGCUAACAAAGUAGCUAACAUGGCAGCGAUACAGUUUGGCCGUGUGGAUGAGUACAAGGAAUCGAAGGAGGAUUUCGAAUCGUACAUUGAGCGUUUUGAACAGUGGCUGUUGGCGAAUGACAUUGCAAGUGAGAAAAAGGUUAGUGUGUUUCUCUCCGUGAUCGGGGCAGAGACAUAUGGACUGUUAAAGAAUCUAGUCCAGCCGACGAAGCCGAGUGCAAUGUCAUAUACCGAACUGAAGCAGCGUUGCUAGCGCAUUACAGGCCGCAACCACUAGUGAUCGCGGAGCAUUUCAAAUUUCAGAAAUGCAACCAAAAGGAAGGUGAAUCCGUGGCGGAUUACAUCGUGGCUUUGAGACAGCUAUCAGUGAGCUGUGAAUUUGGACAAUAUUUGAGUGAUGCGCUCAGAGACAGACUUGUAAGUGGACUAAACUCGGAGUCGAUGCAACGCAAAUUGCUGAGUCAGAAGGAUCUGACGUUCAACCAGGCUUGCGAAAUUGCAUCAUCUAUGGAGCUGGCCUCUAGAAACACGCUGGAAAUUGCAGGUAAGACCAAGGAUUUACAGUCAGUGAAUGCUGUGAGCGAAGCUAAACUUUUUCAAAAGAAAGGCAAAGGAAAGUUUAAAGGGAGAGAUGAUUCUGAAAAAGGAAAAUACCAGAAGAGCGAACUGAGAAAAGAAGAAAGCAAUAAAUGCUACAGGUGUGCUGGGAAACACUCAGCUAGAGACUGCAGGUUUAAGAAUGAGAAGUGUCAUGUGUGUAACAAAAUUGGACACAUUGCAAGGGCCUGUAGGAAUAAGAGAACAGCCAGACAGACGCAGUAUGUGGAGGCAGAGUGUUCAAAUGAAAGAAAAGAGGAUGAAUCAGAGUUAUUUGGAGUGUAUACAGUGUACACAACCUCAAACGGAAAAAAAAGGAAUUGUGGUAAAUUGUAAAUUUGGAUGGAAAGUGCAUGGACAUGCAGCUGGACACGGGGGCAGCAGUGUCGCUGAUGUCAGAACUGUCAUACAAGGAGUUCCUGUCGCACAUACCUUUAAGCAAAACAAGCAUGCAGCUAACUACAUAUUCAGGGGAGAGAAUUCCAUUGCUGGGAUCCAUUGAUCUGCCAGUGAAGUAUGAAAAGCAAAAUGUCACACUGCCGUUGGUCAUCGUCAAAGGGGACAGACCGGCCCUGCUGGACAGAAACUGGUUAGAGAAAAUUCAGUUGGAUUGGCCAAAUAUUCUCAUGGUGGAAAAAGCUGAAGUGGCCUCUGACCCAGCAUUAAAAGCAUUGUUGAGACGACACUCCGAGGUAUUUUCUGACAAACCAAGUGCAAUUAAAGAUUUUAAAGCUACCAUCCGUGUUCGUCCUGAUGCAACUCCGAUCUUUCAGAAAGCGAGACCCGUUCCUUAUGCUUUACGAGAAGCGGUGGAAAAGGAACUGGAAAGACUGGAAAAAAUGGGCAUAAUAUCCAAGACUGAAAGAAGUGAAUGGGCGGCCCCAAUAGUAGUCGUGCCAAAAAGUGAUAAGUCAAUCCGCAUCUGUGGUGACUAUAAAGUCACUAUAAACCAGAACCUAGAGGAAGAAACAUAUCCACUGCCCAACACAGAAGAUUUGUUCGCCAAGUUGGCAGGCGGAACGUUGUUUAGCAAACUGGACUUGGCGCAUGCCUAUCAGCAAUUAAAAUUAGACCAGCAUUCAGAAAAAUACCUCACCAUCAAUACUCUGUACAAGUACCAUCGUCUCAGUUAUGGAGUGGCCAGUGCUCCUUCUAUUUUCCAGGCUGUCAUGGAUCAAAUCUUGCAAGGGCUAGAUCAUGUCACCUGUUUCCUUGAUGACAUCCUUAUCACUGCCAGUACAAAAGAGGAGCAUGUUAGGAGACUGGAUGAAGUGCUUUCCAGACUAGAGAGGUAUGGACUUAGAGUAAAACUUUCUAAGUGUCAGUUCAUGCAAGGCAGUGUUGAGUAUUUAGGCCAUCGUAUCAACAAAGAGGGUCUACAUCCAACUGAGGAAAAGAUUGCAGCGAUUGUUAAUGCCCCAAAACCAAACAAUGUCACAGAGCUACGGUCGUUUUUAGGCCUAUUGAACUACUAUGUCGGUUUUUGAAAAACCUCUCCAGUCGGCUGCAGCCUUUACACAAUUUGCUGAAACAGAAGCAACCUUGGAGCUGGACUUCAGCAUGUGACACAGCUUUUGAGGAAGCUAAACAGCUGCUGCUCA